AUGAAAGAUCGAUUGGGAAAUGAGAAACUCGAUCAAUAUAGGAGAAAAAUGGAGAAGACAGGUGCAACUGGGAGGAAAUAUUGUCCGUUGGAAGCCUGCACUGAAGCUGGUUUUAACAAUUCCGUUUGGCAGCUCCAGUUCCAUCAACAAACGGUGUUCGAAGUCACAAGUACUUGGGUGAUCUUGGGUGCGUGUAACCUUUGGCAGGUCAAAUCCCCAAUUAAGAUUGUUUGGUUUCGAUCAAGGUCCCCAGUGAUGAACUGCAUCACGCAUAGAUCAUCAACCUGCACCACUUUCCAUCACAUCACGACAUAA
Messenger RNA from Durusdinium trenchii, 315 nucleotides. The record is from the annotation of a GenBank genome assembly. NCBI's taxonomy places the organism in Eukaryota, Dinophyceae, Suessiales, Symbiodiniaceae.